[Torrubiella] hemipterigena is the source of this 2296-nucleotide messenger RNA. Lineage: Eukaryota; Fungi; Ascomycota; Sordariomycetes; Hypocreales; Clavicipitaceae. The record is from the annotation of a GenBank genome assembly.
CUGGCGGCAGAAAUCCGUGACUCCAGAAAAAAAUUGACGGCGGAGCUUGCCAAACACAGACAGUCGCAGCUUGAUAUUUUCCCAAUUCACGCCACCGUCGCAGAUAUACGUAUGGGGACUUUAUUACGCACACUAUAUAGAAAUUUCAGAAUUCAGCCUCUGCCGGUAGCAGCACCCCAGCUACGUCACACAUCAUAUCAACACACCCGCCUUCGACAGUUUGCGACCCUCCCGAUGACCGACUCCGAGGCGCCGCAGACGACCGGGGAGGCGACGCCGUUUAAAACAAUCAAGGAGGGAAAAGCCACUGUUCUAGUCCCUGACGGUGCCAAGGUCGGAGAAGAGACAAGCGAUGUCCAACAGGUCUUCUAUAACCCUAUUCAGCAAUACAACCGUGACCUGUCAACGCUUGCAAUCAAGACAUAUGGCGAGGAGGUGAUUGCGCAAGAGCUCGAGCGCCGAGCAAGAGCAAAGCAACAGAAGAAGAGCAAAAAGAGAAAGCGAGAUGACCAGAAUGGCGAGGCCUUGGCGCAGGAGACAACAGCACCGGAGCCUGCAGAACAGCCAGCGGCUGAAGGCGAACAGCAGCCUCCAAAACAGCCUGCCUUCCGUAUGCUUGAUGCCCUGUCAGCGUCGGGAUUACGUGCAUUGAGAUAUGCCCACGAGCUCCCCUUUGUCACGUCUAUCGUAGCCAAUGAUCUUUCCGCGUCUGCAGCCGAAUCGAUCAAGCAAAAUGUCAAGCACAACGGUGUUGGGCACCUUGUAUCUGUCUCCAACGACGAUGCGCUAGCUGUCAUGUACAGAACCAUUGCUGAUAACCUCACGCAAAAGAUGACCCCAGGACAGUCAAUCACCUCUCACAAGUUUGACGUCAUCGACCUUGAUCCUUACGGCACCGCAGCACCUUUCCUCGAUGCUGCAAUUCAAGCUGUUCGGGACGACGGCGGUCUGCUAUGUGUCACUUGCACUGACAGCGCAGUCUGGGCCGGCCACUCCUACUCCGAAAAGACCUUUUCACUAUACGGAGGUACCCCCAUCAAGGGCCUUCACUCACACGAGGCUGGUCUACGACUAAUUCUCAACGCUAUCGCAACCUCAGCCGCCCGAUAUGGUCUUGCCAUUGAACCCCAACUUUCGCUCUCCAUUGACUUUUACACCAAAGUCUUUGUCAAGAUUGUCAGAUCACCACAAACAGUCAAGUUCUUGGGAGCCAAGACCAUGGUCGUAUACAGCUGCGACAGUGGCUGCAGCGCAUGGCAAACACAGUAUCUUAUGAAGAGCAAAGCGGCCUCUAACAAGAAAGGAAACGGUGCAUUUUAUAAACACGUCAUGGCUCUCGGUCCAACUGCUAAUCGAUUCUGCCAACAUUGCGGCAGCAAAAUGCACAUCAACGGCCCCAUGUACGGUGGGCAAAUCCACUCAGCAGAAUUCAUCAAGAAGCUGCUUGCACAAAUACCCAAGGCGUCUCCCGAAGUAUAUGGAACUCUUCCCCGUCUUGAAGGCAUGCUUCAAACCGCCCUCGAAGAAUUAAUACCCAUCCCCCCCGAAACUGCAAAUGUAGAUCCACGAGACGCAAAGCGUGCCGAGAUCGACCAUACGCCGUUCUACUUUAUUCCUGGAAAGCUGGCAAGCGUACUCUCUUGUGCAACUCCCGGAGAUGAUAUGAUUCGAGGAGCACUCAAGCAUCUUGGAUACCAUGCCGAGCGCAGCCAUUGCCGUGCUGGUAGCGUCAAAACAGACGCACCUUGGUCAACAAUUUGGUGGAUCAUGACGGAAUGGAUUCGCCAAAAGGCUCCUAUCAAAGUAUCUAAGUAUAAUGACAAAAUGGCCUCUUACAAGAUUCUCAAAGACGCGGGUCUGCUCGAUGAGCCUGCCGAAAAGGUCGAUGACGCAGAGGCCGGGGUGACACAUAGCACCAUGGAUGGCGUUGAAUUGCACGCCCCCGAAGCCACACAGACUGAGGAGCCAGUAGAUACCUCAGCAAGGGACAGCGAGGGCAUUAGCGAACUUGAGCUUCGCAAAACUCUCGUCUUCAAUGAUGCUCUGGCAAAGCUUGCUCGCCAAGGUGCGCCGACCAAGAAGGUCGUGCGCUACCAGAUGAACCCUCGUGCAAACUGGGGCCCCCUGAGCAAGGCAUGCAAAAAUUAAAAAAGAAUAACUAGUUUUCAUAUAGUUGGAUAUUUGUGGGAAUUAGCAGGCGUAGUGCACCGUCUCCGGGUAUAACCUGAUUUGUAGCUAAACCAUCAUUUUGUAUAUAACUCUGUAUCAAUGCAAUAUAUUACACAAUCAGUUACUG